This is a messenger RNA of Solanum tuberosum (potato), 959 nucleotides long. RefSeq lists its product as uncharacterized. The record is from RefSeq and is a predicted model, not a curated record. Lineage: Eukaryota; Viridiplantae; Streptophyta; Magnoliopsida; Solanales; Solanaceae. Bases 514 to 828 code for a protein of 104 amino acids. The transcript has a single exon.
CAUUAUAUUGCAGAACAAAAUUACAAGAAAAAAAAAAUGGGAAGACAAAACCGGGGUACAAAUGCGGGACCUCAAGAUAAACAACACUUCAGCCAUUCCCACAUCUUGAAACUAAUUGUGAAUCCAUCUGAAACAGUACUCCCUUGCAAUGCUUGUGAGCAACCAAACAAUACUAACAAACCUUUCUAUGGCUGCAACACCUGCCAAUAUUCUCCAUGAAACUGCUUCAAUGCUCCGCGUUUUCUCAAUCACGCGUCUCAUCCUUCCCAUCCCUUGACCCUUCUCCCAAGUGCGACUUAUUCGAGUUGUUCCUUUACUUGCAAGGCUUGUGACUCUGCUGGCAAUGUACUUUGCUUUAGCUGUGCUUGUUGUGAAUUUGAUAUCCACUUACAAUGUGCAUCUCUUUCGAGUUUUAUACUUGUUGAUAAACACCCGCAUCAAUUGGAGCUCAACUUCGGUUCUCCUUACGAAGACAAGGAUAGUGAAUAUGUUUGUGAUAUCUGCAGUAAAAUAAUGAACAAGGAGAAUUGGUUGUACUAUUGCGGUGGCUGUGAUUUCGCAUCACACUUGCACUGUGCGAUAACUAGUCCUGAAGUUGGUGUUUUCGCCAAACAGCAGCGUCCAAUUCCAAAUCCAAAUCCAAAUUCAAAUUCAAAUUCAAAUCCAAACCCAAAUAGAAAUCCAAAUGCAAGAGUGGAGAUGAUAAAUUCAGCAAAUGAAGCUGAAGAACAGAUAAUGGCAGCUCAACUUCGUGCUCAGAUUGCGGCACGAGGAAGAGAGGCUUGUCUGGACUUGGUGACACCACGAAGACGAUACGGUUACUAUUAACUCUAUCAUCGUGAUAAGAAAAUUGUUUAAGCUCAAACUAUGUUGUCUUUUAAUUGCAAAAUAAAUGUUUUGGUGUGUUAUUUCUCUUUCUGAUCACUCUCUUCAAUAUCAAAUGUUAGUACUAUUAAUUA